AUGUUUCAAAUGUUGGAAAAGAUGAAUAUAAAUGAACAACAUGUUCAAACAUUGACAUCAUCAAUUGAAAUGGUGAUGAACUCUGUAAAAUGUGAUAUUUUGGUUGCUGGAGGUUGGCCACUUGGUUCCUCAAAGAGUGCUGAAAUAUUUUCAUGGAAGGAGGAGAAAUGGUUUAACAUUGCAUCAAUGGAAAAUGCACACAGGGAGGCUUCUUCAUUUGUUUAUAAUGAUAAUUUAUUUGUUGUUGGAGGAGCGUUCUGCAUGUCAAUGGAGACAUUGAAUAUAAAACAGUUUCCUUUGACAUGGAAGACAUUUGCCACAGAGCUUCCUUAUGACUGUGAGGGUCAUCAAACUGUUGUUUAUAAACAACAAAUCUUUCUCAUUGGAGGAUUCAUUGGUUGUAAAGGAAGAUCAGAUUUGAUCAGUGAAAUAAAGAUUACAGGUACAACAUCUUAUGUUUUGAAAGAGUUGUGUCGUAUGCCUGAACCACGUUAUGGCCAUGGAGCUGUUGUUGUUGAUGAUAAAUUUUUUAUUUUUGGAGGAGAGGGAAAAGAUGACAAAGUUUUGUCCAGUGUUUUGGAAUUUGAUCCAAGGACUCUUACAUUUAAGGAAAUGCCUCCAUUACCUCAUCCAUUGACUCAAAUGGCAACAGUUCAAUGGAGAGAUCAAGUUGUUCUUCUUGGAGGUGGGGAUGGAAGAAAAAGAUUGAACAGUGUUAUCAUGUAUGACACUAAGACAGGUAAGAUUACAGUCUUACCAUCCAUGUUGGAAAAGAGACAGUGGUGUUGUGCAGUUAUAACAGAUGAUACAAUUGUUGUCAUGGGAGGUUGGAAUGAUAAAGGUAAUUAUCUUAAUUCAGUGGAGUGUUUCAAAAUGGGAUGUAGUUCUUCAUGGAAAUAUCUUCCUUCAAUGAACAAACCACGACAUGCGUUCAUAGCCGAAGUUUUACCUUUUGGACAAAAGUAUGUAUAA
Molecule: messenger RNA, 972 nt
Organism: Xenia sp. Carnegie-2017
Lineage: Eukaryota; Metazoa; Cnidaria; Anthozoa; Malacalcyonacea; Xeniidae
Product: kelch-like protein 12
Exons: 1
Coding region: 1-972 (323 amino acids)
Molecular function (GO): protein binding
Source: RefSeq, a predicted model, not a curated record